AUGUGCAAGCUGCUCAAGUAUUGCUUCAGUCACUUCCUUUACGCUGCGAUGACCCGGCUGGACGAAGCCAACAAAGGGGUCAACAUGUGGUCAUCCAUUCGGUACCUCGGUUACCUGUCCAGCCUGAACUCCCUGGUGGCCAUUUGUCUGGGUAUUUACGUACAAUGGGAGAAAACCGCAGACACUGUCAUCAUGGUCAUUUUCAUUUUGGGCCUCUUCGUUCUUGGGAUUGCCUGUAUUCUUCACUAUUACUUCGGCAUGGAGAGCGUCAGCCUGUUUCUCCUGCAUCUGUGGUUUGGUUUCCUUUUGGGUUUGCUGUGCUUCGUCAACGUCCCAUCCAAAGAGCUGGAUGUUAAGGAGCAGGUUGCCAACUAUAUGUUAAUAGCGAGCAUUGUGAUACGAAUCCUAUGGGCUUUGGUUGGAAGAAUGUGCGGUUAUACCCGACAUCAACCCGCCUUCCUCACUUCAAGGGAAGCUUUGGAGCUCACAGGCUUCGCUGUGGCCAGCACAACCUUAGUCAGCCAAAAAUCCAUAAGCCUUGUGGUCCUGUCACUGGCUUUGGCUGCUGUAAUUGUGGAUUUGCGCAUGAAGUCCCUCUUGGCGAUCCCAAACCUGGUCUGCUUCUCGGUUGUCGCUGCGUUCUUCUUCCAGGAGCCUUUAGGAGUGUCCACCAACCCCUACGCCUUGUCCUGCUUCUUCAGCCGCCUCGUCUGCGACCCAUUACUGGACAUCUACUUCAGCGGGCUUUCGGUCACCGAACGCUGGUCGCCGCUGCUACUGAGAAGAGGCCUGUGGAGACGCUUAACCCUUCUUCCUCUGGUGGUCAUGGAGGUGAUGUUUUUAGUCGUGGCCGCUCUGAAGAUGAGCGAUCUGGAUCGGUGGUACCUGCUCAUCCCGGGUCUUUCAGGAUCUGCUCUUUUCUGGAUCAUCUGCCACCUGGUUUUUCUCGUCACGCUGUGGGGUUUUCACAGCAAGCUGAGUGACUGUCAGAGGAUGUGUAUACUGCACACGUCAGAGGCUGGAGAGCUGGACAGGAUCAUGGCGUCUAAGGGGAUGAGGCACUUCUGCCUCAUAUCGAAACGCCUGGUGCUCUUCAGCCUGAUGUCCACCAUCAUACUCGGGGCUCUGGGUUGGCAGAUGUCCAACAGUCUGUUUAUUGCGUUGUUUCUGCUGGUGCUUCCUCUGGAGUCACUAGCCCACGGUCUCUUCCACGAGCUGGGAAACAGCCUCGGAGGAACCUGUGUCGGCUACGCUGUGGUGAUUCCUACCAACUAUUGCAGCCCAGACGGUCAGCCCAUCCUGCUCCCCCCGGCGCAUGUGCAGGAGCUCAACCUGCGCUCCACAGGGAUUCUUAACAACGUGCAGCGCUUCUUCUCUCAUCACAUGAUCGAGACCUAUGGUUGUGAUUACUCCACGAGCGGCUUGAGUCUGGAAGCCCUGCAAGCCAAGCUCCGCAUUUUCAUGGAGGCGCACACGGCUGACGGCCCACGACACGACACCUACGUGCUGUAUUACAGCGGACACACACACCGCAGCGGAGAGUGGGCUCUAGCAGGUGGAGAUGUUUUACGUCUAGAUGAGAUUGUGCAGCUUUGGAGAGAAAAGAACGCCGGAAUCUGUUCCCGUCUCAUCAUUAUUCUUGACACCGACAACUCGCUCCCCUGGGUGAAGGAGGUGCAGAAAAUCGAGGGACUUUAUGUAGCGGUUCAAGGAGCAGUGCUGUCUAGUUCCACAGACCCGGAGGUCCAGGACGCGCCUCAGCUCGGGGACUUCACCUGUCAAUGGGUUGAUUUUAACUGCAACCCUGACAGUAUAGUUCGGUGGUCUGAGAGCGGGCGGCCCAUCCGAGCAGCCUAUGGCAUCUCCAGACACUGGAGCGACUACAAGCUUCACCUGCCGACUGAAAGCGACGUCACCAGGCACUGGAGACUCUUCUUCCCACGCCUGACCUACCCUGUGGUUCAGCUCGCUCACUGGUGCGGCGGGUUGAACCUCUUUUGGGUUUGCGGUUACUGUGUUCGACUGCUCCGAAGGAUCAAACUCACGUGGUGCCCACCUGCGGUGCUGGAUACAGGCCAAGGUUUCAAACUGGUUAAAUCGUAGGACAGGACCUAAAGUGUGGCGAUGCUGGUCUGAGCUGUGUCUGGACACGGUUAGGUGACGAUCAUCUACGGCAGCUUUAGGUUGUGUUGACCAGCACAGCGAUUUAUAAAACCUCAGGUGUAAAAACACUCCAUGUGGAAAAGAAAUAGCUAAAAAUUGGCCAACGUACAUACAGGAAUGUCAUUCGUUACUCAGCAAUGGUGAAUUUUGUGAAACAUUUCUGGGUCAUAGGUCACCUCUAAAUCAAAAGGUAGAUAAACAGAAGAUCUAUUUUGCAUAAAGAAAUAAAAUCUAUUUUUUAAUGACAAUCACAAUAAAAUGAUGUCAUUGUAAUAUGUACAAAUAUUUUAUUUUUAAUUAAAUUAUCUUAUUAUAAUCCUUUUUGGUAA
This is a messenger RNA of Carassius auratus (goldfish), 2492 nucleotides long. RefSeq names its product transmembrane protein 168b (gene tmem168b). Lineage: Eukaryota; Metazoa; Chordata; Actinopteri; Cypriniformes; Cyprinidae. The coding region runs from base 1 to 2103 and encodes 700 amino acids. The transcript has 4 exons. The record is from RefSeq and is a predicted model, not a curated record.